AUGUCCUCCGCCAUGCUCUUCCGCCGCGCCGCCGUCACGGCCACGCGUUCCUUCAGCACCUCGGCGCCCCGUUCCGUCGCCCGCAUCUCCAUCAUCGGCAACCUCGCCGACACGCCCGAGGUGCAGCCGACGAGCAGCGGGCGCGAGAUCCUCAAGUACGCCGUCGCCAGCAACACCGGCCCCCGCGACAACCGCCAGACGAGCUGGUUCCGCGUCACGAGCUUCGCCGAGGGCCCGCGCAAGGACUUCAUGCUGAGCCUGCCCAAGGGCGCCAUGGUCUUUGUCGAGGGCGAUGCCUCCAUCAGCACCUACCAGGAUGCCAACGGCCAGACGAAGAGCAGCCUCAACGUCGUCCAGCGUACGCUCUCCCCACGCGGAGCGCCCCCGGCCCCGUACCUCGUCCUCUCCCGUGCUGACCUUGGCCGUGCAGGCAACAUCGAGGUCCUCAAGCGACCCCAGACGGCCGGCGGCCAGGCCGAGUAA
This is a messenger RNA of Drechmeria coniospora, 483 nucleotides long. RefSeq names its product ssDNA binding protein. Gene Ontology annotation, cellular component: mitochondrial nucleoid. Gene Ontology annotation, biological process: mitochondrial DNA replication; positive regulation of helicase activity. Gene Ontology annotation, molecular function: single-stranded DNA binding. The record is from RefSeq and is a predicted model, not a curated record. Lineage: Eukaryota; Fungi; Ascomycota; Sordariomycetes; Hypocreales; Ophiocordycipitaceae. The transcript has 2 exons. Bases 1 to 483 code for a protein of 160 amino acids.